UGCACCCCCGUGUAGCAAUGCCUUCCCGCUUUUGCAAAGAUGUGGCUCCUAACUCUUCCUUAGGAGGCAAACUCAGAUCCCAACUCUUGUGACUGUUGCAUCGAUGCUGCCAAUGUAGAAAUCAUGGAUAUACGACCUGUGUAUACAAGGAACAAAAGAACUCACUAGAUGUCUCCGUUUGAAACCUUGUACCUUGGAGGUGGUUAGCGGUUGUCGUUUGACGGUGGAGAGGCAAUCCGGUGGCUAUGGAAUCUGCAUCUGGUGCUGAGCAAUCUGUUCCACCUGCCAGCAGUGAAACUGUGGUUACCGCCACCGACAUAACCUCAAUUCAACCGGUGAUUGCACCUGUCGUUGCACCGCCGGUGAUUCCUCCUCUCGCUCCAAUAGCUGCUGCUCCUCGUCCGACUCCGGCGCCAUUGAAUCCGAUACCUGUCCGUCCUCCGGUCAACAGGCCUUCAGUAGCACAGGAUAACGGCGACUCGAGAACCAGUGAUUCAGGUUCGGAUGAGGAGGAGCCAGAAUCGAGCGGCGCCGCUGCUCGGGAGUAUGAGGUAUCAGAAGAAAGUAAAAAGGUUAAGGAACGACAGGAGAAAGCAGUGCAGGAACUUCUAAUGAAACGCCGAGCGGCUGCCCUAGCGGUUCCGACGAACGACAAUUCUGUCCGUGCGCGCCUCCGGCGCCUCGGCGAACCGAUCACUCUGUUCGGAGAGAGGGAGAUGGAAAGGCGUGAUCGGCUGAGGACGCUUAUGGCGAAACUUGAUUCAGAAGGUCAACUGGAGAAACUAAUGAAAGCUCAUGAGGAAGAGGAAGCUGCGUCGACGGCGGCGCCGUCGGAGCUUGAGGAAGAAAUUCAGUAUCCAUUUUUCACUGAAGGUUCUCAGGCACUGUUAGAAGCUCGUAGAGAGAUCGCGAAGUACUCUCUGGUGAGAUCAGCACUACGCCUGCACCGAACAAGAAGAAAACGGGAUGAUCCGGAUGAAGAUUUGGAUGCAGAGAUCGAUUGGUCACUGAAACAGGCGUCGUAUUUGGGCCUCGAGUGCAGUGAGAUUGGUGAUGAUCGACCUCUAUCUGGUUGCUCAAUUUCACAUGAUGGAAAGAUGCUUGCCACUUGCUCUCUAAGCGGGAUUGCAAAAGUGUGGAAGAUGCCGGAAGUAAGGAAGAUAUCCGCACUUAAGGGCCAUACCGAACGAGCUACUGAUAUUGCAUUCUCUCCCAUCAGCAACCAAGUGGCUACAGCCUCCGCUGACAGGACUGCAAGACUCUGGAAUUUCGAUGGGUCUGCCCUUCGAACAUACAGUGGCCAUUUGGAUCGUCUUGCACGUAUCGCAUUCCAUCCAUCAGGAAAAUAUUUAGGUACAGCCAGUUUUGACAAAACAUGGAGAUUAUGGGAUGUAGAGACGGGCGAGGAGCUGCUUCUCCAAGAAGGUCAUAGUAGAAGUAUCUACGGGAUCACUUUUCAUCAUGAUGGUUCAUUAGCAGCUUCUUGUGGAUUGGAUUCUCUUGCUCGUGUUUGGGAUCUAAGAUCCGGAAGAAGUAUUCUUGCUUUGGAAGGCCAUGUCAAGCCUGUGCUCGGUGCCAACUUUUCUCCAAAUGGUUAUCACUUAGCCACUGGUGGUGAAGACAAUACUUGCAGGAUAUGGGAUUUGAGGAAGAGAAAAACUCUGUACAUAAUACCUGCACAUGCUAACCUCAUUUCUCAAGUGAAAUUCGAACCUCAUGACGGGUACCUUUUGGUCACAGCCUCAUAUGAUAUGACUGCUAAGAUAUGGUCGUCAAGAGACUUUAAGCCUGUGAAGACACUAUCAGGCCAUGAAUCAAAAGUUACGUCACUUGAUAUCACCGGAGAUGGACAAUGCAUUGCAACUGUUUCGCAUGAUAGAACAAUCAAGCUGUGGACAAGCAAAGAGACUGAUAAAGAGAAGGAGAUGGACAUUGACUGAACCGAGACACUCUGCAUGCAGGUUUAGCUGAUGCUAUUUUGAUAGCUUUAAUUGAUUUCUGAAUCAAGAAUCAUUUCCUUAUCUUUGCCCUGACUAUCAAUACUGUUAAUUGUAUUAAGUUUCCAUUGCUCUUAACUGCAUUUAAAUGUGUCCUCUAGUUUCUAAUCUCAGCUUUUAGCCAUCUCAGUUUACUAAAUACACAUACACUGACAUAUAUGCUUAGAGAAACAAAGACCUUAUUAGAGAAUCAGUUCAAUAAAGAAACGCCACGAUGAAUGAAUAAUGUCCCAUCUUAUGUAACAAAUAAAUCAGAUCUCGACUAGAACACACGCACACUACUCUGUACACCAGACAGAUUAGGCACAAAUCUAUGGUCAUAUGUACGUUCGUUUACUAUGUGAGUUAGUCAAGUGUCUUGCCUGUCUUGUGCUAUUACUUUGUGGUCGCAGCCCAUCAUCAGAAUUCAGAAAUGGUAGCAUUGAAAACCCCUGAUGCCUUCAAGCUUUGUAUAAUAACCUGUCUGCAACAACCAAAGGAUGUAGGAGAGAAUGUUUUUUCCGGCUAGCGAAGAUAGAUAUAUGCUGUGAUUCCCAUAUAUUUACAUAUAGGACAAAAUGUGUGCACCUUCAAGAGCUUCGACUUCUUUUCCUUGUUGCUCCAGACAAAAUUUGCUCGAUACCUGGUAAAGAAUCUGAUGAGGUAAGAACUUUUUACUUUGCUUCAAACUUUAGGGUUCUUUUCCAAUGAAGCAUUUCUUCUUUUGUUCCAGUUGAAGCAAUUACAUAUGCCUGCAUUUGAGUUUCCAUGAGUACAUGCUUAGUGACCGCUCGAAAGCUGUACAUUAGGGUUUAGGAAAGAUAACCAUGUCGACAGACUCGGUGUUUUGAACAGAAGUUCCUGGCCAGAGUACUUGUGGUGUCAAUAUGGAUGAUCCAAUCCAAUCCAUUCCAGCUUCCUUUGAAGAUUUAAGCAUGAAAUUGGUGGUAGGUGUAAUAAGAAGAUGAAAUUGAUGAAGGUGUGAAUGAACCUGGAUGGAUAUCUGGAAGAGGAGAAUUGAAGUGCAGAUGUGCAAUGGCUGCAGAAGGAAGGAGGAGGUCUGCGCGGGAAGAAAUAAAUGUAAUGUACGUAGAUGCGAGUCUUUAACUUGUGUUUUGAGUUUUCCAUGCAGAAGGAAAGAGUGCUCCCGUGGAGAACUGCCGUCUUCAUUGGGAUAUUUAACGGUCACGGUGACGGCAGCCAGCCAUAUCAUAUCAGUAACAGUAAGUGUUUCUUUAUAAAUAUAUAUAAUAUAUAUACUAAUUUGUCUUUGA
Molecule: messenger RNA, 3250 nt
Organism: Andrographis paniculata
Lineage: Eukaryota; Viridiplantae; Streptophyta; Magnoliopsida; Lamiales; Acanthaceae
Product: U4/U6 small nuclear ribonucleoprotein PRP4-like protein
Exons: 7
Coding region: 246-1940 (564 amino acids)
Biological process (GO): mRNA splicing, via spliceosome
Cellular component (GO): U4/U6 x U5 tri-snRNP complex
Molecular function (GO): U6 snRNA binding; U4 snRNA binding; protein binding
Source: RefSeq, a predicted model, not a curated record